Messenger RNA from Odobenus rosmarus divergens (Pacific walrus), 1718 nucleotides. RefSeq names its product t-complex 11, testis-specific (gene TCP11). Lineage: Eukaryota; Metazoa; Chordata; Mammalia; Carnivora; Odobenidae. Bases 7 to 1518 code for a protein of 503 amino acids. Gene Ontology annotation, biological process: regulation of sperm capacitation. The record is from RefSeq and is a predicted model, not a curated record. The transcript has 9 exons. Gene Ontology annotation, cellular component: sperm flagellum; acrosomal vesicle.
CGCAGCAUGCCGGACGUCGAGGAGAAAGUGCCCCUGAAGGACCCAGGCGAUCCAGAGUGCCGGUCCUGCAAGCCCGAAACGUCAGCACCGACCCGGGAAGACCGGAGCGGCCCCGAGGCCCCACCUGAGGAUCUUUCUGUCGCAGGUCUGAUAGAUACAGUUGACAACGUUUCUAAGCUGAGCAACAAGAUUGGAAUGAAUCAUGAUUUCCACAUGGAAGAAAAGGUUUCCCCUCCAAGCAGUUUGAAAGGCAAGGUCAAGGAGACAAUGCACAAUGCUUUUUGGGACCAUCUCAAAGAGCAAUUGUCAGCCACUCCCCCAGACUUCAGUUGUGCUCUUGAACUUCUGAAAGAAAUUAAAGAGAUCCUGCUCUCACUGCUCUUACCACGCCAGAGCCGCCUACAGAGUGAGAUUGAAGAAGCGCUGGACACGGAGCUCCUCCGGCGGGAAGCAGAACACGGGGCCCUGAACGUCCCUCUUCUCUCUAAGUACAUUCUGGACAUGAUGACUCUGCUGUGUGCACCAGUUCGAGACGAAGCAGUGCAGAAGCUAGAGAGCAUUACAGACCCGGUUCUGUUACUGAGAGGAAUCUUCCAGGUUCUGGGCCUGAUGAAAAUGGACAUGGUGAACUAUACUAUCCAGAGCCUUCAACCACACCUGCAGGAACAUUCCAUCCAGCAUGAACGGGCGACAUUCCAGGAACUCCUCAAUAAACAGCCCAGCCUCCUUGACCACACCACCAAGUGGCUGACCCAAGCGGCCGCAGACCUCACCACGCCACUUCCGACUUGCCUGGACGCUUCCGACUCUGCCACUGUGGCCUGCUCCUCUCCGAACGAGGCAGUCAGCAGCCCGGAGCCCCUCAGCCCUACGAUGGUGCUGUCCCAGGGGUUCCUGAACCUCCUUCUCUGGGACCCUGCAAAUGAAGAGUUCCCUGAGACGCUGCUGAUGGAUAGGACCCAGCUGCAGGAGCUGGAGUCCCAGUUGCACCAGUUGACCAUCCUGGCCUCAGUUUUGCUGGUGGCCAGCAGCUUCUCUGGCAGUGUUUUGUUCGGCUCACCUAGGUUUGUGGACGAGCUGAAACGCAUAACCAAACACCUGAUGGUGGAGUUCGACUCCAGGCCUGAAGAGGCCAUGCGGACUGUGAGUGAACAGGUGUCUCAGGAAAUCCAUCAAAGCCUCAAAAAAAUGGGCCUGGCUGCUCUGAGCAGUGACAACACAGCAUCUCUGAUGGGACAGCUCCAGAACAUUGCCAAGAAGGAGAACUGUGUCCGCAGCGUCAUUGAUCAGCGGAUCCAUUUGUUUCUCAAAUGCUGUCUGGUCCUCGGUGUGCAGCGAUCCCUGUUAGACCUCCCCGGAGGCCUUACUGUCAUUGAAGCAGAACUGGCAGAACUGGGCCAAAAGUUUGUCAGCCUAACGCAUCACAAUCAGAAGGUGUUUGGCCCCUACUACACAGAGAUCCUAAAAACCCUCAUCCCUCCAGCCCAGGCCCUGGAAACCGAGGUGGAGUCUCUGUGAAUGUACCGGCUCCAAGCCUGGCCUCUCGGACCUGGAGAGAGCUCGGCAUUCUCCUGGGGUGAUCUCACCAGUGAAACAUCAGAGCAGGAAGGCUCCUCCCCUCCCGCAGCCGGGCCACCAGGGCUGAAGUGAGCAGCAUGUCAGCACCAACUGGCCCAAACUCAUUCACUAAUAAACUUCUGAACUGCAAGCAAACCUCC